Messenger RNA from Anthonomus grandis grandis, 3351 nucleotides. RefSeq lists its product as uncharacterized. The transcript is spliced from 2 exons. Bases 2099 to 3217 code for a protein of 372 amino acids. The record is from RefSeq and is a predicted model, not a curated record. NCBI's taxonomy places the organism in Eukaryota, Metazoa, Arthropoda, Insecta, Coleoptera, Curculionidae.
UGACAACAGAGCAUCGUCGUCAAUUAAUUAUAAUCCUGAAAAUGAAUUUGAUAGUACAAGCAGUUCUUCUAGUUGCUCCACUUGCUCUACAUCCUCAAGCUCUUCCAGUUCUUCUAAGGACACAAGCGAAGAAACAAAAAAACUUCCACUAAAGAGGAAGAAGAAAAACAUUGGAACUUAUCAGAAAACAAAAAAGACUUAGAGGAGAGGCAUACUUAAGUGUUAAAAAUAUAGAGAAACCAGCCGUUACAAGGCCGUUACUACCAUGCCCUUGUGGUGGCAAAGCGAAACAUAAAUGCCUCGAAUCUGUUUCAGAAGAGAAUAGGUCAAACAUUUAUGAAGAAUUUCGGCAACUCUCAUCAUUAUAUGAUCGGCGGAAUUUCAUUAUUCAUCAUGUUGAACAAAUACCAAAAAAAAGAAGCACCAGAAAUCUAGAAACUUCCAGAAGGGUCAACACCCGUAAUUAUUUUCUUACCGUUGAUGGACAAAAAAAUAAAGUGUGCCGCGAAUUUUUCAUAUCUACACUUAAUGUAACAGAUUCGUUCAUAAGAAUAUCUUUACAAAAACGAUCUUCUACUGGAACAAUAGAAAAAGACCGCCGUGGCAAACAUACUCCUGCUAAUAAGUUAACUGAGGAUUGUUUGCAAAUGGUACGUGAUCACAUUUUAUCAUUUCCUGCAGUUGAGUCCCACUAAACCUACCCUAAACUUGUCCAUAAUGCACAAUACGUACAAAUCACAAUACAAAGAAAAAAAUAUUCGCUCUGUUUCAAUCGAAAGAUACAGACAAGUUUUUAAAGAUAUAACGUGGGUUUUUUCAAGCCAAAGAAGGACCAGUGCAAGAUAUGUUUGGCACAGAAAAAUAUGACUGGAGAAGAAAAAGAAGCGCAAGAACAAACGUUUCAGCAACACUUGAGAAGAAAGGAAUUGGCACGCAAGGCUCGCAGUGCUGAUAAACUGGAAGCAAUAAACAAUUCUACUAUAUUAGCAUUCAAUUUUGACCUUGAAGCUGUACUCACAACUCCAAAAGGAUCUGCAGGACAUAUAUUUUACCUGCGCAAGUUAGCUGUUUAUAACUUGACAGUUUAUAAUAUUGGAAAUCAAGAUGGCAUUUGCUAUCUAUGGGAUGAAACCCAGGGUAAAAGGGGUUCAAAUGAAAUCGCUUCUUGUAUCUAUGAAUACGUAUUAUCUAAUCCAGAAGUAACAGAAGUUAGAAUGAUGUCAGAUGGCUGUGGUGGCCAGCAAAAGAAUUAAAAUUUUGCUGCUAUGUGUAUGCAGCUCAUUUCUGUUCAUCCUAGCUUGAAAAUCAUAGAUCAUAAAUUUUUCGAAAGCGGACACACUGAAAUGGAAUGGGAUUCCAUACAUCCCAAAAUUGAGCAGAAAGCUAAGCAUGUUCCUGUAUACAUUCCUGAAGGUUGGGCGCAAGUAAUACGAGAUGCUCGUAUGAAACCACGCCCAUUUGAAGUGAGGAGCAGAAGCUUUGAUGAUGUUUAUGAUUUUAAAGAAUUUGCAGCUCAAAAAUUUGAGAUGAGCAAAAUACCAUGGCGUAAGGUUUGCUGGAUUCGUUAUCUUAAAUCGGACAUGACGAAGGUGUUUUACAAAAUGGAUUUUGAACGAGAAUUUCAUGACAUAAACUGCAUGAAAAAAUUUCGAGGUCGACCAAAAACAGCGGAGUUAAAAAAAAUCAUAUGAAUGUGAGUUACCCAUUGCGAAGCCAAAAUAUCAGGAUUUACAAAAAAUGUGUUCUGAUUCAACAAUCCCACAGGUUCAUCACAGUUUUUACAAGUCGCUAAUAAUUAAUAAUAAUAUUAGGGAUAGAUUACCAGAACCAGAUGACAGUGAAAAUACUGACUCAGAUGAGUCAGUAUUCUCAGUGUCAAAAUAACAGUAAAAAAGUGAACUAUAUAGUGGUGUAGUUUGCGAAAUCAAAACUCUUAUCGUUUUUUUUAUAAACUUAAUUUAAAAAGUAUAAACAAUGCCGAGUUAAGAACAAAAUACCAUAGCGCUUGCUGUUAGGAAUCCCAUUGUUAUCAAUGUUGAUAAUUCUCGUAUCGUGUCACGUAGUAUAGCCCAGUAGAAAUAGACAUUUUUCGUGCACUAUGAGUGACGAUGAGGAUACAGAAAUUAUAUGUUGCAAGAAAUGUAAACGAGAUGUUCAGGAUAAUGAAGACGGCAUUUUUUGUGAGGGAGCUUGCCGUUCUUGGUACCAUUAUUUGUGUGUCGGAAUUACUGGCUCCCAAUAUAAAAAAAUAACAAAAGACCUGGCAGACAUAGUCAUUUGGAUGUGUCAAACAUGCAAAGCUAAAUUGAGAGAAAUUAUGAUUAUCAAAAAACAGGAUAAUAAAUUGGAUCACCUGACAGAGAAACUCCAUCACAUGCAACAAAAUAUUAAGGCUAUUCACGAUAACAUGCAAACUUACCAAGCAAAACAUUCUUACGCAAAUGUUAUCGCCGAUACUAAAAAAUUCCCAACUAAAAAGAUACCCAGUCUCCCGCAAAUAAUUAUUAAACCUAUUCAAGACCAAAAUUCCAGUAAGUCAAAGAAAGAUAUGAAAAAAAUUAAUCCUGUUGAUUUGGGAAUUAAAGUUUUGAGCAGAAAGAAUCUAGCUGACGGAAAAGUCAUUUUGAAAUGUCCGUCUCAUACCGACACCGAUACUCUAACAUCUGCCAAACAAAUUCUGGGUCCAGACUACGAAAUAACUAAAACGACAUUAAAAAACCCCAGGAUAAAAAUUCCUGGAUUUAAAAAGGAUAUAACGACAUCAGAGACAGAAAAAAUAAUUAGAAAACAAAACCAUUUAAAGGAUGAGGACUAUUUUAAGGUGACAUAUGUAAAAUCAUUUGCUACAAAAAAUACGAAAACUAUAUUUGCAGAGUGCUCGCCAAAACUAUUCACUGGUUUCAUGAACACUGGAAGGUUGUAUGUAGACUGGGAAAGGUUGCCGGUAUAUGAAGAUAUUGCGAUCCUGAAGUGCUUUAACUGCCAGCAGUACAACCACAAAAAGGACAACUGUCGCAGUAGGAAAGUGUGCUCAAUCUGCUCAGCGGAACACGAAGAAUCAAACUGCCCAAGAUCUACCAAAACCUGUAUGAAUUGUGUUUCAAAUAAUAACAAAUAUAACACAAACUUCAAUGUCCAUCAUGAAACCAACGACAAAUUAUGCAAUUGUUACAAAUAUCAAGUAGAGAGAGCCAGAAGUAAAAUAAACUAUGGAUAAUCAAGCCGUGGAAGUACUAGAUUCGAUGGAAGAUGUACUGAGGGACGUUAGUCACAAAAUAAUACCGGAUGAUCUCAAUAGCUGCAUAGAUUUAAGUAAGAAACUUUUAAACAUUAUACAUUUAAAUAUUAGAG